Messenger RNA from Chara braunii, 1559 nucleotides. The record is from the annotation of a GenBank genome assembly. Lineage: Eukaryota; Viridiplantae; Streptophyta; Charophyceae; Charales; Characeae.
CGGGGAAAUGGCCGAGGCCUAUCAGGCCCAGAUGCUGGCUUUGAUUACCGAAGCCAAGAAACGGGCGGAUGAGGUAGCAGCCGCAAAGAAGAACAAGGCAGAGGAUGCCGAGAAGGCACGUCUGUUGGCAAUCGAACAGCAGCGCCAGCAAGACGAGGCAGCAGCAAAGGCUGCAGAUGAAGAACGAAAUCAACGACGGGAGAAGAUAUUCAACGGAGAGCGAGCUUUGCUCACAAUGGCAGCGGACUGGCGAGCCGAGGCCGAGAAUGGUAAGAUGGAAGAGACUGAAAGCAAGAUCGCUUUACUCCUCUCCCAUUUCACGGAUCUCUUAGCAACGUGCAUUGCACAACAGGAGAACAUCCACAUCCUCGACGACGUGGUUCAGACGCACAAACGGGUGUUUGAUCAAGUCAACAGCCGCCUCCAGCAGCUGGAGCAACGACCUGUCACCGCCCCCGAUGCCAGCUCCUCCAACACCUCCGAUUGCCUCAAUGCAUUGAAGAUCGACGUCGGAGCCCUCAAGGACAGCACACAGCUACAACAAACCGCCACACAACAACUGGAGCAACGGAUCUGUGCUGCAGCCGCCAACCUGAGUUCGGCACCGCGCGAGACGACUCCAAAGUUCGAUGGUCAAGAGAUCUUCUGCGAUUCGAUGACGACGGACCCGAUUCCGUGGUUCCUGAAGUUUGAACUCAAGUUGCAGCUACAUCAUGUCAUCGAGGACAAGAAACACUCGUACUUAUACUCUCGGUCGGGGGGCGCAUGCCAAGCAUGGUUGGACAAUCUCUUGUCCAAAUACGGGGUGGUAGCUGCCGACUUGUACACCAAGAUCAGCUGGGAUGAUCUAAAGGCGGCGUGGCCUAAGCGGUUCCAUGUAGAGCCGAAGAUCAAGGCAAUGGACAAAUUGCUGACCUUCGAACAAGGCACGCUGUCGAGUGUUGACUUGAUUGCCGAGUACCAACGCUUGACAUCCGUCCCAGACAUUCAGAUGGGCUUCAAGGCCGUCAAACACUACUUCAUCACGAGGUCGUGUCUGGCGUUGGGCAACGCCUUGACUCACGUCGAGGAAACCCUCAAGACAACGGCGGAGCUUUUUGACAAGGCCGAGCAGAUCAUUGUCACGAACAACGAGGCCAAAAACCUCAACCGUUCGUCUGCGACAGGCCCGAGCAGAAAUCAGCAUCGGCUGAAGGUGGCAGUGGUCGUGGAGGCAACGCCAACCGACACUUCUAGCGAGGCCGUGUCUGCUAAUGAAGGGGACAGACUCGCAGCCGUCCGGGAUGGUGGCCGCCCUGGCAAAGGCCGAGGACGAGGCAAGACGAAGACAAACACCACAUCUAUCCCCGGGCCCGGCGCAGCAGCUCCAGCCCCAUGGUCGCACUACGGUCUCUCCGAACAUGCGUACAAGCUAUGCACGAGAUUCUGCUAUUGUCUGUGGUGUAAAAGUGAUCUCCACGACACAGUGGGUUGCCUGUCAAAAGGCAAGGGCAAGUCGGGAAACUGAGCACCGUCGGGAGUGAAUCGACGACACUCUCGACGCCUUCGGAGCCGGUCGC